AUGUAUCAAGAUAAUAAAGAAAUAAACGCCAGGGAAAAUGAUGCAGAAAAUCUGGACCAAGCAUUCGAGAAUCAGGUGAAGCAGAUUACGGCAGACCAGGAAUCCGACGAAACCACACGGAAUCGCCUGUCAUCGACAUUGGUAGAUGAAAUUCUAGAUCAGCCGGAGGACAGUAGUGCUGCAAGCCUCGAACAAUUAUCCGACGAUUUGGUGGAGCAGAUUAUGGCAGGCCAGGAUUCCGACGAAUCCACACGGAAUCGCCUGUCAUCGACAUUGGUAGAUGAAAUUCUAGAUCAGCCGGAGGACAGUAGUGCUGCAAGCCUCGAACAAUUAUCCGACGAUUUGGUGGAGCAGAUUAUGGCAGGCCAGGAUUCCGACGAAUCCACACGGAAUCGCCUGUCAUCGACAUUGGUAGAUGAAAUUCUAGAUCAGCCGGAGGACAGUAGUGCUGCAAGCCUCGAACAAUUAUCCGACGAUUUGGUGGAGCAGAUUAUGGCAGGCCAGGAUUCCGACGAAUCCACACGGAAUCGCCUGUCAUCGACAUUGGUAGAUGAAAUUCUAGAUCAGCCGGAGGACAGUAGUGCUGCAAGCCUCGAACAAUUAUCCGACGAUUUGGUGGAGCAGAUUAUGGCAGGCCAGGAUUCCGACGAAUCCACACGGAAUCGCCUGUCAUCGACAUUGGUAGAUGAAAUUCUAGAUCAGCCGGAGGACAGUAGUGCUGCAAGCCUCGAACAAUUAUCCGACGAUUUGGUGGAGCAGAUUAUGGCAGGCCAGGAUUCCGACGAAUCCACACGGAAUCGCCUGUCAUCGACAUUGGUAGAUGAAAUUCUAGAUCAGCCGGAGGACAGUAGUGCUGCAAGCCUCGAACAAUUAUCCGACGAUUUGGUGGAGCAGAUUAUGGCAGGCCAGGAUUCCGACGAAUCCACACGGAAUCGCCUGUCAUCGACAUUGGUAGAUGAAAUUCUAGAUCAGCCGGAGGACAGUAGUGCUGCAAGCCUCGAACAAUUAUCCGACGAUUUGGUGGAGCAGAUUAUGGCAGGCCAGGAUUCCGACGAAUCCACACGGAAUCGCCUGUCAUCGACAUUGGUAGAUGAAAUUCUAGAUCAGCCGGAGGACAGUAGUGCUGCAAGCCUCGAACAAUUAUCCGACGAUUUGGUGGAGCAGAUUAUGGCAGGCCAGGAUUCCGACGAAUCCACACGGAAUCGCCUGUCAUCGACAUUGGUAGAUGAAAUUCUAGAUCAGCCGGAGGACAGUAGUGCUGCAAGCCUCGAACAAUUAUCCGACGAUUUGGUGGAGCAGAUUAUGGCAGGCCAGGAUUCCGACGAAUCCACACGGAAUCGCCUGUCAUCGACAUUGGUAGAUGAAAUUCUAGAUCAGCCGGAGGACAGUAGUGCUGCAAGCCUCGAACAAUUAUCCGACGAUUUGGUGGAGCAGAUUAUGGCAGGCCAGGAUUCCGACGAAUCCACACGGAAUCGCCUGUCAUCGACAUUGGUAGAUGAAAUUCUAGAUCAGCCGGAGGACAGUAGUGCUGCAAGCCUCGAACAAUUAUCCGACGAUUUGGUGGAGCAGAUUAUGGCAGGCCAGGAUUCCGACGAAUCCACACGGAAUCGCCUGUCAUCGACAUUGGUAGAUGAAAUUCUAGAUCAGCCGGAGGACAGUAGUGCUGCAAGCCUCGAACAAUUAUCCGACGAUUUGGUGGAGCAGAUUAUGGCAGGCCAGGAUUCCGACGAAUCCACACGGAAUCGCCUGUCAUCGACAUUGGUAGAUGAAAUUCUAGAUCAGCCGGAGGACAGUAGUGCUGCAAGCCUCGAACAAUUAUCCGACGAUUUGGUGGAGCAGAUUAUGGCAGGCCAGGAUUCCGACGAAUCCACACGGAAUCGCCUGUCAUCGACAUUGGUAGAUGAAAUUCUAGAUCAGCCGGAGGACAGUAGUGCUGCAAGCCUCGAACAAUUAUCCGACGAUUUGGUGGAGCAGAUUAUGGCAGGCCAGGAUUCCGACGAAUCCACACGGAAUCGCCUGUCAUCGACAUUGGUAGAUGAAAUUCUAGAUCAGCCGGAGGACAGUAGUGCUGCAAGCCUCGAACAAUUAUCCGACGAUUUGGUGGAGCAGAUUAUGGCAGGCCAGGAUUCCGACGAAUCCACACGGAAUCGCCUGUCAUCGACAUUGGUAGAUGAAAUUCUAGAUCAGCCGGAGGACAGUAGUGCUGCAAGCCUCGAACAAUUAUCCGACGAUUUGGUGGAGCAGAUUAUGGCAGGCCAGGAUUCCGACGAAUCCACACGGAAUCGCCUGUCAUCGACAUUGGUAGAUGAAAUUCUAGAUCAGCCGGAGGACAGUAGUGCUGCAAGCCUCGAACAAUUAUCCGACGAUUUGGUGGAGCAGAUUAUGGCAGGCCAGGAUUCCGACGAAUCCACACGGAAUCGCCUGUCAUCGACAUUGGUAGAUGAAAUUCUAGAUCAGCCGGAGGACAGUAGUGCUGCAAGCCUCGAACAAUUAUCCGACGAUUUGGUGGAGCAGAUUAUGGCAGGCCAGGAUUCCGACGAAUCCACACGGAAUCGCCUGUCAUCGACAUUGGUAGAUGAAAUUCUAGAUCAGCCGGAGGACAGUAGUGCUGCAAGCCUCGAACAAUUAUCCGACGAUUUGGUGGAGCAGAUUAUGGCAGGCCAGGAUUCCGACGAAUCCACACGGAAUCGCCUGUCAUCGACAUUGGUAGAUGAAAUUCUAGAUCAGCCGGAGGACAGUAGUGCUGCAAGCCUCGAACAAUUAUCCGACGAUUUGGUGGAGCAGAUUAUGGCAGGCCAGGAUUCCGACGAAUCCACACGGAAUCGCCUGUCAUCGACAUUGGUAGAUGAAAUUCUAGAUCAGCCGGAGGACAGUAGUGCUGCAAGCCUCGAACAAUUAUCCGACGAUUUGGUGGAGCAGAUUAUGGCAGGCCAGGAUUCCGACGAAUCCACACGGAAUCGCCUGUCAUCGACAUUGGUAGAUGAAAUUCUAGAUCAGCCGGAGGACAGUAGUGCUGCAAGCCUCGAACAAUUAUCCGGGGAUCUGGUGAAGAAUAUUUUGGCAGAUCACAAAUCCGACGAAUCCACAGUGAAUCUGCUGUCGUCGCGAUUGGAUGAUGAAUCUCUUCAGCAGCCGGAUGACGUUGUUUCUGCUAAUCUGGACAUUUCACCCCAGAUGCUGCUGGGGACGAAUUCGCGAGCGCCGGAAUCCGACCAGCCCACACUCAAUGGCAUGUCAACGCGUUUCGCAGAUGAAACUUUCAUUGUGCCGCAGGAGAACUUUGCUGCAAACCUCGACCGAGUAUCCGGGGAUCUGGUGGAGCAGAUUUUGGCAGACCAUGAAUCCGACGAAUACACAGUGAAUCGCCCGUCAUCGCAACUGGUAUAUCCUAUUCCAAGUCCGAAGGAAGUCAAUGUUGCCACAGAUGUUGACCAUGUUUCCUUGACACCUGGUUACCUUUCGUUAAGCAAUUCAAUCUCCCCUGAAUCGUCUGCAAAUUCGGUAAAUGCUGGCGUGGAGGCGAAUUCUAAUUCUCCCGUCGGAGAUUCUUUGGGCUUGGGAAACGUUGGGGAUAUUCCUAAUGAGUGGAAGCCACAUCAGCUCGGAGUACCGACUGAAGUUUCGGAAUCACUGGCGAGUACCCAGGCGGUUGAUGGAUUAAAAUUGGCUACUCCUUCUUCACAGGAGACGGCGUCUGAAAUGCAACAACUGGAAAAACCCCCUACAGUCCAACAACAGAGGGAGCAAAAUUUGGUUCAAAAUUCUAAGCGUGUUGUGCUAAGUGGAAAUGAUGAACGUGAGUCUCUAUUUUCUAGCCUUAUGAACGUUCAAAAUGAAGUAUGA
Opisthorchis viverrini is the source of this 3843-nucleotide messenger RNA. RefSeq lists its product as hypothetical. The record is from RefSeq and is a predicted model, not a curated record. The coding region runs from base 1 to 3843 and encodes 1280 amino acids. NCBI's taxonomy places the organism in Eukaryota, Metazoa, Platyhelminthes, Trematoda, Opisthorchiida, Opisthorchiidae. The transcript has a single exon.